AUGCAAACCUCCCAGAUGGCCAAGGGGGGGGAACAAGACGAGAUCCAACAAUCAACAACGACAAUCGGCAAGCACUUCGCACUCAACUUCGACGUCCCACUCGACGACACGCUCAACUCCUCCGCCUCAAACAAGCUCGCCGCCUCUGCCGGUUGCUACUCCAUCUCCUCCUCCUCCGCCGCCGCCGCCUCCACCACCAACAACAACACAACCACCACUGCCACCGGCCGUAUUGACUACCAGUACGACGAUCUCCUCAUUACUUCCCCCUCCUCCCCCUCCACCUCCAGUCAUAGCUCCCUCGUCAAUAGCACCGCCUCUGCAGCAGACACAAGCGCCGCCUGCUCCGGUGGUGUCAAGUCCCCCUCCCCCUCCUCCACCUCCGCCAGUACCGACGUCUUCUACGCCGCCAAUCGAACCAGCCAGACUGAUGCCAGGACAGCCCCAACACCGCCGGUGUUUCUGAGCAACGUUGGCCCGUCCCCCUCGCCUACGAGCAACGCGGGAGCAGGAGCAGGAGGAGGUGCAGGAGUGGGUGCAAUUGUGCCUUCGCCUCCCCUGAAUCCUGGCACAGCUGCUGGCGAGGCUGGGAAUGAUUCACCUGCAUCCAACGGGACUCCUUCUGGGAACAGCAGAUCCGGUGGAGUUGCCAAACCGGUUGUUAUCGCGUCGAGUGUAGUUGGUGCCGUGGCUGUACUGGGCCUGUUUGGCUUCCUUCUCUGGCUCUGGCGUAAGCGACUGCUCAAGAAACGCCGGAGCACCCUUCUCACGCCUCUGUCGACGGACCCUAGAUUCAGGCAUACAGAGAAUACACCAUAUGUCAUUGACAGGGGAUCUCUGGGCCCGACGCCACGGUCCGCCAAGCUCAAGGCGGCGCUCGGAUACAACUUCCAGCGAUUCAGGGUCCAACUUGGAGGGUUGGUUUCGCGCAACCGGGAUAGCAGCUCGGCCAGGGACCGUUCUCAGUUCAUGAACGUUUCUCAGCAUAGCCGUAACAGCUCGUCCUGGUCGAACCACACGGGCCCUCGAGAUGUGGUCACAACGAAAGAUCGAAUCAAGGAUUGGUGGGAACGGCUGACGGCGGACAUGAAAUUCAACUGGCGGUUGCGUGGUGACAGGAUCGUGGAAAAGGACCCAUUCGCCCCGACACGCGACAUGCAAGACCGGAAUGCAGCCAUGGGCGGACAGCCCGACUUCUUGACGCUUCUGGGUAUGGACGACACAGAAGUCCAAAGGGAGGCCCAGCGGAGGCGGCUCAGUCGCGGCCAGGGCAGCGCCGGCUCAGCAGAUCAUUUUCUUGGAGGCCUUGGACUCAACUUUGAGAAUGCUGCGGCAAACCCUUUCUCGGAUGUCAACGCCUUGCCUCAUGAUUCAGCAAAGCCAGCGCCGCUCGCCGUGGCCAACAUAGGCAACGACCCCUUCUCUGACGCGAACGCCAUUUCAGCACCUGCCGCAGCAGUCAAGCCGCCGUCAACGUACGUCGUAGACGUGCGCCGGUCUCGAGGAACAUCCUUUGGUGGCGGCACGACAAGGCCGCCCAGUGGCUCGACGUACUCACCUCGACUGGAAUCCAUGUAUCGGGACUCAAUGCAAAGUGUGGAGAGCUUCGCCACAAGGCGGAACAAGUUCCGGUCUGACCCGUUCGAUCUGGAGCGGCCCGAACUACUCGGGAGCCGCACGACGCAGGCAAGCAGCAACUACAACCAGGGCGGUGGUGGUGGUGGUGGUGCGCCUCGCGUGCCGGGCUCUGCCCAUACACGAGCCGACAGCUUCAGUUCGAAGUACAGCAGUGGAGUGAGCAUGGAUGGAUGGAGUGACCCGGGUCCAGACGUUGGGCCCUCAUCAAGCGGUCCGAGUUAUCGUCACGAGGCCGAGAGUCCCGUCGCGGGAUACCGCCCUGGAGAGCAGAAGGCUGGGUGGAGACCCAGUGGAGGAAGCCAGAACAGCGUCGGCAAGGCGCUGUAA
Colletotrichum higginsianum IMI 349063 is the source of this 1965-nucleotide messenger RNA. RefSeq lists its product as uncharacterized. The record is from RefSeq and is a predicted model, not a curated record. The transcript is spliced from 3 exons. The coding region runs from base 1 to 1965 and encodes 654 amino acids. NCBI's taxonomy places the organism in Eukaryota, Fungi, Ascomycota, Sordariomycetes, Glomerellales, Glomerellaceae.